CAGCUGGAAGGCAAUCGGCACUGGCAGCCCCCCUCAUUGCACCCACCUCCCCCAUCGCAUUGCCACAGCUGACCUCUCCUUCUCAGUCUUGGAACAGCACCCACUUCUUUAAGAUGGAGUCUUGCUCUGUCACCCAGGCUGUAGUGCAGUGUCACAAUCUCAGCUCUCUGCAACCUCCACCUCCCAGGUUCAAGCAAUUCUCCCACCUCAGCCUCCCGAGCAGCUGGAACUACAGACAUGUGCCACUGGGAAGCUGGCCGAGCGAGGUGGCUCACACCUGUAAUCCCAGCACUUUGGGAGGCUGAGGCGGGUGCAUCACGAGGUCAAGAGAUCCAGACCAUCCUGGCCAACAAGGGAAGCUCACUCCACCCAUGUCUUCAAUCCCACCCUCCCCAGCCUGGAAGCCCUGUACCCUCCUGGUCUCAUCUGGUCACAGCAAGUUAGAGGUGGAAAGAACGCAACACGGACCCUUCUGUUUACCCAUAUACUGCCCAUAGCCAGGAGUGAUGCCCAAACCCUACCCAGCCUUCCACACUACAUUCCUUUUCCAAGACUUUUCUGGGUUAGUUUGCGUUCCAGCCCAGUGAUUUUCUUCUUAUUGGACGGGCCCCUCUUUUGCAUCCCAAGUCUGGCUUAGGCAGGUCCCUGAAGUCAGUAAACACCUUCGGUGCCCCUCAGCUGACUUUUUGACCAUGGAACACCAUCAGCCUGAGCAUCCAGCCCCUGGUAAGGCCGGGACUGCAGAAGCAGUCAUCCCUGAAAACCAUGAGGUCCCGGCAGGCCCAGAUGAGCACCCUCAGGACACAGAUACAAGAGAUGCUGAUGGGGAGGCUGGAGAACAGGAGCCAGCAGACCAAGCUUUGCUGCCUGGCCAGUGUGGGGACAACCUUGAGUCCCCUACACCUGAAGCUAGCUCAAGUCCCCCGGGGCCAACCCUUGGGACAGUGCCUGAAGUAGAGACAAUGAGGGCAUGCUCCACGCCCCAGGAGCUUCCUCGGUCCCCCAGGACCCGACAGCCUGAGCCAGAUUUCUACUGUGUCAAGUGGAUCCCUUGGAAAGGAGAACGGACACCCAUCAUUACGCAGAGCACUAACGGCCCUUGCCCUCUCCUUGCCAUCAUGAACAUCCUUUUUCUUCAGUGGAAGGUGAAGCUUCCCCCGCAGAAGGAAGUGAUCACAUCGGAUGAGCUCAUGGCCCAUCUUGGAAACUGCCUGCUGUCCAUCAGGCCCCACGAGACGUCAGAGGGACUGCAGCUUAAUUUCCAGCAGAAUGUGGAUGAUGCAAUGACAGUGCUGCCUAAACUGGCCACAGGUCUGGAUGUCAAUGUCCGGUUCACAGGCGUUUCCGAUUUUGAGUACACACCCGAGUGCAGCGUCUUUGACCUCCUAGGCAUACCUCUGUACCAUGGCUGGCUUGUGGAUCCACAGAGUCCUGAGGCUGUGCGUGCAGUUGGGAAGCUGAGUUACAACCAGCUGGUGGAGAAGAUCAUCACCUGCAAACACUCCAGUGACACCAACCUCGUGACAGAAGGCCUGAUUGCGGAGCAGUUCCUGGAGACCACGGCGGCCCAGCUGACCUACCACGGGCUGUGUGAGCUGACCACAGGUGCUAAGGAGGGAGAACUUAGCGUCUUUUUCCGAAACAACCACUUUAGCACCAUGACUAAGCACAAGAGUCACUUGUACCUACUGGUCACUGACCAGGGCUUUCUACAGGAGGAGCAAGUCGUAUGGGAGAGCCUGCACAAUGUGGAUGGAGACAGCUGCUUCUGUGACUCCGACUUUCACCUGAGUCAUUCCCUGGGCAAGGGGCCUGGAGCAGAAGGUGGGAGUGGCUCCCCAGAAAAGCAGCUGCAGGUAGACCAGGACUACCUGAUUGCUCUGUCCCUGCAGCAGCAGCCACAAGGCGCGCUGGGGCUUACCGACUUGGAGCUGGCCCAGCAGCUUCAGCAGGAGGAGUAUCAGCAGCAGCAGGCAGCACAGCCAGUGUGGACGCGGACGCGGGCCCUGUCACUGCAGGGUAGAGGAGCCACAUCUGGACGCCCAGCUGGGGAGCGUCGGCAGAGGCCGAAGCAUGAGUCAGACUGCAUUCUGCUUUAAGUCUGCCCCACUGCCAGCCUGGCCUGCCCCUUCUUCAGAGGCUAUGGCUGGUUGGCUUGUUCUCCCGCCUCUACCCUUGAGAUGUGCAGGGUAACUUAUUCAUGGACUGUUGGGGAUCAGAGCAGGUGACAAAUGCAAAGGUCAGACUUGGUAAUGUCCUUGACCUCAUGUGCUGCUGCCUUCUCGGCAUCCCACCCAGGGCAACACUGGGACUGAUGGGUUUCUGGUUCUCAAUGCCUGGUCCCUGAAUAGUCACACAUUUAUACAGACUGAGGCUCUGUGGAGGUCUCUAUCUGGAAUGCAUCUCUCCUGCAUCCCAUCCCUGCUGCCUGGAUGCUCCUGGCCACACAGCCAGGCCUGUCUCCAGUUGUUUCAAGACUUAAUUUGGGUUUCUAUCUCUGUUAUUUGUAAUGCCUUCCUGGGGUUUGGAAAUAAAAUUUCUGGUCAGUU
Callithrix jacchus (white-tufted-ear marmoset) is the source of this 2549-nucleotide messenger RNA. RefSeq names its product MINDY lysine 48 deubiquitinase 1 (gene MINDY1). Gene Ontology annotation, cellular component: cell periphery; cytosol. Gene Ontology annotation, biological process: protein K48-linked deubiquitination. Lineage: Eukaryota; Metazoa; Chordata; Mammalia; Primates; Cebidae. Gene Ontology annotation, molecular function: cysteine-type deubiquitinase activity; K48-linked deubiquitinase activity; cysteine-type carboxypeptidase activity. The record is from RefSeq and is a predicted model, not a curated record.